GUGUGUGUGUGUGUAUGUGUGUAUACUGUCUUCUUCGAGGCUGUGCAGCUCCUGCCUGUGAGGGCAUGGCUUCACACACCUUUGCCCACGCGAAUGUGUAUUUGGGUGGUUAUGUGUAUAUGUAUGUAUGUGUCUGCGUGUGUACACCUGCACGCGCAUGCACACACACACACAUAUACACAUGCACGUAUGAAUGUUGGUCCACUCUACCGUCAGGGCUUCCACAUGCCGCGCAUGCGCCCUCCCCACCUUGCCGCGCGCUGUCUGGUCUCUCGUCUGCCUCGUCCAUUCCCAUCCGCCAUCCGCAUAUUUCCUUCUCCUGUUUCUUCCCUCCCCCCCCCUUUCCGGUUCCUACUCCCUCGACAUGGCGCUCUUGCUCUGUCUUUCGCAGGGCAAGAGAGAAGCGCCUCCACCGCCUCCACCGCCACCGCCGCUUCCCAUCGCCACCGCCACUGGCACCGAUACUGGCAUCACUAUCUACUUGAUAUCAAGCCUGCAUAUCUUCCUGUCCGCCUGUCCGCCUGUCUGCUUGUCAGUUUGGCCACUAGGCUGCUUGCUUGCCUGCCUGCUCGCCUGUCCGCCUGCUUGCUUGCUCGCCUGCCUGCUCGCCUGCUCGCCACCGUCCACCGCCCACCGCCCACCCUCCGACUCCGCCGUCAUCCGCCGCUCCUCCCUCCCGUGCACGGCCUCCCCCGACGUGAGACCCGACUCCUAACUCCUCUUGUGCACCCGGGACACACGCGCGCGCGGCCCCCUCUCCCAUCUCCCCUCCGAUCGUCCCCUCUUCAGUGUCAAGGUCCAUGUCGGCAACCUGGGCAACCACACCGACGAGCGCGAGCUUCGCCGACUCUUCGAGGCACAGGCCAACGUCGUCGACUUCUGGGUUGCCCGCCAUCCUCCCGGCUUCGCGUUCGUCACCUUCGGCAACAUGGAUGAUGCCCGCCGCGCCAUGGAGCAGCUGAACGGCCACACCUUCGAGGGCCGGAGCAUCUCGGUCGAGAUCUCCCACGGUCGGUCCAACAACAACUACCGCGGUCGUGGCAACGGCCGUCUUGAUGGUGGUCGUGGCAGCCAUCAUGGCGGUCCCGGCUUCCGCGGCGGUCGUGGCGGCUUCCGUGGCGGCCGUGGCGGCUACUACGGCGGCGAGCGUGAUCGCUACGACGACCGGGGCUGGAGCCCGGAGCGCUAUGGGCGUCAUCGCAGCCGCAGCCGCGACCGCAGCCGCGAGCGCGACCGCAGCCGCGAGCGCGACCGCAGCCGCGAGCGCGAUCGCAGCCCGGACCACACUCGCGGCGGCAGCCCGGACCGGUAUUCCUCGCGUCCGCGUGAUCGCCACGACGAGGGUCGCCGUGGCGAUCGCCGCGAUGAGGUCUCCACCGCCGGCACUGCUGCCGGGUCUUCCUCCACUUCUGCUUCUUCGUCUUCCUCGCGUCCGGAUGAGCGCCGGUCUGACCGGAGCCCCGAGCGCCGGUCCGAGCGCAGCCCGGAGCGUCAUCGCGGGUCUAGCCGCAGCCCGGAGCGCGGGAGCCGCCAUAGCGGCAGCGAUCGUCAUGGUGGCGCUGACCGCUACGGUGGCGGCGAUCGCCAUGGCGGCAGCGACCGCUAUGGUGGUGGCGAUCGUUACGGCGGUGAUCGUUACGGUGGCGAUCGUUAUGCCACUGAGCGCUACGGCGGUGAUCGCCGUGGUGGCUAUGGCGGCGGUGGCUGGAACAGCCGCGACCGUCGCGGCGGCUACAACGGCGGCAAUGGUGCCGGUGGGUAUGGCGGCGAUUCGAUGUCCCGUCGUGGUGGCCGUGGUGGCGGCCGUGGCGGCCACCAGGGCGGCAACUCGCGCUCCUCCUCCGAGCACGACGCCUCUUCCUCCUCCCGGUCUGCCGAUGUCGGCGAGCACCAUGGCGGCUCGGCCGUCGAUGGCGGCGAGGACCGUGGCGGCCGGUCGGCCGCCUCCCGGCGCCCGGCGUCUGAUGACGUUUCCAACGGCGGCAACAGCGCCAGCUCCGAAGCCGGCCGCGCCGGUGACUCCCACGCUGCCGGCCAUCACUCUCCCUCCGCGGAGGAUGGUGGCUCCUAUGGCGGCCGUCACCAUCACUCCCCCGGUGGCGACUCGGGUGUCAUGGACCCCGCGAGCCUGAUCUCGCCGUCCGACCCGGCGCCCUCGUCCUCGCGUGGCUCCGGCCGCCGGUCGAGCGUCAGCGGCGCCAGUGGCAAGUCCGCCGGUGGCGCACGCCACCACCGCGAUGCGUCGCCGGUUUCCCCGCGUGGCGGCAGCUCGGCUGCUGCCGCUGCGCACGACGGCGACAGCGGCGCCACGAACUACAGCCCGUACUCCUACUCUCCCUCCCCCUGAAAGGGCGGUAGUGCAGAGGAUGGAGAAGUCCAGGAGCUGAGGGCGUGUGCUUGUCUGUGUGUAUUUGUAUGUGCACUCCAGUUUUUCUUUUGGAGUAUUGUGUGCGCGGGGGGGAUGUGUCUCGGGGGACGGGGGGAGGGCUGGUGUGAGUGCCAAGGAGGGGUCCCCGCGCCCGUAUUUCCUUCCUUCCCCCCUCCCCCCCCCCCUCUCUCU
Molecule: messenger RNA, 2560 nt
Organism: Fonticula alba
Lineage: Eukaryota; Rotosphaerida; Fonticulaceae
Exons: 3
Coding region: 929-2347 (472 amino acids)
Molecular function (GO): nucleic acid binding
Source: RefSeq, a predicted model, not a curated record